CAUUCAAGCCGUCUGCUCGUCCAGUGGCUCAAAGGCCGGCGUAUAGAUUUGCAGGUGCCCCUCCGGCUUGUUAGCCAUGGCCUUGGUCGAGCCGCCCACCACAUAGAACCGGCCGUCGAGCACAGCGCCCCCGGUGCCGUGUAUCUGCUGAGGCAGUGCCGUGGCCUCGGUCCACUUCCAGCUGCUUGCAUCUUGCUCAGCGCAUGGCUGUGCUGCAAGGGCCUCCAAAGUGCUCUUCAGUCCUCCUGUGGUGUCGUCAGCUGUGUCGGUCUUGAGGGCUGCGAGUGCACUCGUGGCCUUGGCCUGCUGGUGCUGGCAGAGCCGUCGUGAGGGCAGCAGCUCGACGCUUGUGAGGGCGUAGGGGCCGGCCUGCUGGUCGAUGGCGAAGACCACCUCCCCGCCGGCCACCACCACAUGGUCAUUCAUCACCCCAACCGCAAAACCCGCUCGCAUAUGCUGUUAGACACACACAGAGAGACAGUCACCUGGAGUGUGCGUGUGUUGCGUCUGCAUCAAGACUGACGUUCAGCUGUGGGCCGUUCGUCCACUUUGAUGUGUCGGGGUCGAAUAUGUCGACGCUCGUGCGCUCGCUGCCGUCGGUUUCCCACUUGCCGCCAAUGACCAGAAGCUCGUUGUCGAGGAAAGCGGCGCCCACAUGCUCCCGCCGCCGUGGCGGGCCCUCGUCGUGCACCUCCCAGGUGAACGUGGCCGGGUCAUAUAUCAGCAUCUCGUUACCCGACAGCUCCCCGCCGACCACGUAGACCUUGCCAGUCUCGGGCUGCGUGACGGCCGCACCGGCCGCACGAGGGAGCGGCAAAGGCGGCAGCCACUCCCACUUGUCAGUCGUCGCAUUGUACAAAAACGCGUUGGUCGCCGGGGCGCGAUCGACCCAGUCGCCCGUGAAGCCGCCGAGUGCGAUAAACGAGUCGCCGAGAGAGCCGUCCGAGUUGAGCAAGGGAGCGGCCAUCAGGUGAUGCCGACCUGCGUGACGUAACACACACACCAUACAGACGUACAGACACUGAGGUGCGUCCUAAGCUGCCUUGCUGGCUGACCUUCGGGCAUGGGGGCGACGGUCUCCCACUUUUGGGUCUUGGGGUCGUAUCUCUCGACUGUUUUGCUGACAUCCCCAUAGCCGCCCAUCGCGUAUAUCUGCCCACACACAACAUAACACACCACACGGCACACUGAUUGGAUGGGCGGCUGUGCGGCGGACAGCUGUCUGCUCACCUUGCCGUCGGCGAGAGCAACCACCGCGAUCUCUGCCCUGAAUGGCUCCGGCAUCAGCUGCCCCUCCUCCCACCCCCCCUCCGCCAUAGUACAGGGCGCCAAAGUCACCGCAGUGUCAUCACCAGGCCCGCGCAGCCGCCUCCUGCUCGUGUCACCCGUCGACUCACAGAGCGUGACGUUUGGCUUUUGGGCGUAGAGGACGCCGAGCUGCAGGAACACCGCAAGCAGGAACACACCUGCCCGCAUUGAUGUGUAGCAGCGCAGCAUAGUA
Messenger RNA from Vitrella brassicaformis, 1501 nucleotides. The record is from the annotation of a GenBank genome assembly. Lineage: Eukaryota; Vitrellaceae.